ACUAACUUAGCGCCAGUUUCAUUCUAGGACCUUGAUCUGGAAUUUUCGUACGAUAGCUUACAGUCGGGAAUUCUGCUAUGGAGCAAACCUGUUAUUAUAAAAUUUUAGGUAUUGAGAAAACUGCUUCAGGUGAUGAGAUAAAGAAAGCGUAUCGCCGACUGGCACUUAAAUGGCAUCCAGACAAGAACCCCGACAAAAAGGAAGAAGCAGAAAAAUGCUUCAAACUCAUAAGUGAGGCAUAUGAAGUUCUGUCGGACCCUAAGAAGCGUGACAUAUAUGACAGACGCGGCAGGGGUCCUCAUGCUGGCGAGGCGUUUGUAUUUGAGGAUUCUGAUCCUUUCUCAAUGUUUACGCGGUUCCACUUCCGAGAUCCCAUGGAUAUAUUCAGAGAAGUUUUUGCUGGCUCUGGACUCGAUUCCUUCUUUGGCCCUAGUAUUCAUGACUUCCAAUACGGUCCUCAGUUGGGUCGCGCUCACAGGUCUAACUCUCAUCGCAACGCUGGGCGACAAUCUGGAUCUCCUUAUCAUCAUGCCGGACGUUCUAGUCAAGUGCAGAGUUAUGAUCCCAUGCUCGCAAACCCUUUCAUGGGUGGACUUUUUGACUCUCCGUUCGGUGGAUCGCUGUUUAGCCCUUUGAUGGCUUUUACUGAUUCUGGGUUCGGAAAUCCCCAGGGUUCUUCAUCAACCUCCAUCUUCAGUAGCUUUGGUGGAUCUUCGUGUGCAGGUGGUUUCAGGUCAGUUUCAACAUCGUCCAAGUACGUAAAUGGGAAAAUGGUUCGUGUGACAAAAGUGGUAGAGAAUGGUACUGAAACCAUUACGGAAGAAGUAGAUGGUCAGGUAACUAACCGAACUGUCCGUCAAUGUGGAAAUGGAGCUCUGCAAGCAAUGUGAUUUAUCUUCACACGAAAACAUACUUUGUUCGCAUAGUAAAACUAUUAAUUUUUUAUAAUCAGUUUAACAGUUAUUUGUUGAGGUUGUUAAAGUAAUAUUUAUGUUGUCUAAACGACUAUGUCUUAAUGCGUCCAAUUUAUUGUUACGUCUAUUGGGUACUUUGUUCUUCAACUGCACUUAAGACAUACCACAUUCGAAUCCUCUUAUAAUACUUAUAUAAAAUAAAUAUAUCCCACUGAUUUUGUUGUUGUGUAUUUUCACUUUUUAUUUCAAGGUAUGAUAUUCGUGUGGAAUCGCUUAGUUGUGUCGUCAAGUCUCGGUUAGCUAAAAUCAUGAAUAAUCCGCAUCAAUACAUAGUUUGGUAAUGAUGACCAGCUGGACAAAUUGAUCGUCCUGUCAAGUUUAUCAGCUUUGGUGGGUUAGUGACUACACAGAUACUGCAAUUUUCGAUCAUCGUAAAAUCAAGCCACGUAUUGAGCGUACACGUCACUCGAUUGUCUAUUAAAGAGGUGGUAUACGGAGAUAUACUAUGUAUGACUUAUAAUGACAAUACAGCCGCUAAGAGCAAACCCAUGUUUAUGCUGUAAAUAUUCGAUCAUAGUUGUCGUCGGAGCAUUUCUCAAAUAUAAUGGAACCUUCAAGUUAGUGAUGGAAGUUUCUGGCUCGAAACGCUAAAUAAACUUACAUCAGCUGCAGCGACUGUGACGUGGGCGAGAAUGAUUGGUUGUUUGCUUAGUCUGACAAGCAUUAGGGAUUUUCAAAAUCGGAUUUCCUGAAGUCAUUUAUAAACAACGUAUCUGAAGUAAAUUCUGGUUCAUGUCAAGUGUCAGCUUCCAAUAACAUUUUGGAGGUGCAGUCACAGCUGUUCAAUUGGAUUGACAUUUGACAUGGUUAUCAAACUAGACAUUCUGGCGUUCAUACGCUUACUAAGUACCACACAUUUUUGAAUACACCAUAGACUAUUGAACAAUUUUAGAAAGGUGCUCCUAACUGAUAAUAACAACUAGAAUAAUACUACGCAUGUUUAAUCCCAAAAUCCAAUAAGUUCACUUUAUUUCCUAACUUUGCAUUGCGUUUUAUUGUAGGAAACUUGAGAUAUUGUCAGUUUAAAUAGACUGUGAUCAAAAUGAGCUGUUUACAUUUGUACGAUUAUAAUUUUUCAUAUGUUGAACAAAACACAAGUGAUAUCAGUGUAGUACAUGCCUUUUUUAUAAUUCUGUAGAAUAAACUGGCUACAA
This is a messenger RNA of Schistosoma spindalis, 2128 nucleotides long. Lineage: Eukaryota; Metazoa; Platyhelminthes; Trematoda; Strigeidida; Schistosomatidae. The record is from the annotation of a GenBank genome assembly.